Molecule: messenger RNA, 3735 nt
Organism: Dipodomys spectabilis (banner-tailed kangaroo rat)
Lineage: Eukaryota; Metazoa; Chordata; Mammalia; Rodentia; Heteromyidae
Gene: Intu
Product: inturned planar cell polarity protein
Exons: 17
Coding region: 1-3408 (1135 amino acids)
Biological process (GO): vesicle-mediated transport; cilium assembly; establishment of planar polarity
Cellular component (GO): cilium; cytoplasm
Molecular function (GO): protein binding
Source: RefSeq, a predicted model, not a curated record
AUGACGCCAUUGGACAGGUCAGGACGUGGGGCGAUGACAUCAUUGGACAGGACAGGACGCGGGGCUGCGGUGGCGGCCCGCACUCGGCUCACCCCAUUUCCGACGCCCCUUGGCGAGCGCAGCAGCCGGCGGCCCGUGGCGGCGCGGCCUGGGGGCUUCCCGGUGCGGCAGGCGGCGGGGGUGGCGGCCUCCUCCGGGCGCGGCCGGACCGCCACGUGGCCAAGGGCGACAAGGCCGGCCUGGGCGCGUGGGCGCUCCGUGGCUGGGGCCUCGGUUUCCCCGCCGUGGGCGCGUGGGCGCUCCGUGGCUGGGGCCUCGGUUUCCCCGCCGUGGGCGCUCCGUGGCUGGGGCCUCGGUUUCCCCGCCGUGGACGCCGUGGGGCGCUCCCGUGGCGGGUCUCUAGCGAGGUCGGUGGCUCCGGGCUCCGUCCCCUCGUCCUUACCGGAGCACCGGCGUCCGCGCCCCACUCCCAAGGGAAAACGCAGCUGCCCACCGCCCUCCAGCGGAUCCGCCAAUAGCAGCGCGGCGCCUGAGUCACGUGGCCGUUGGCGGCCGGGGACGAGCCCGGCGCGGACCCUCAGGGCCUGCGUCCCGAGCAUGGCGUCCGCGGCGGCGGCUUGCACGCAUCGGAGCCCGGACGCGCGGGACGAGGACGAGAACCGUGACUCGGAGGACGCGGACAGCGUCUGGGGCUCGGACACCUCCGCGGGCAGCGGCUCCACUGAUUUUGAACCUGAGUGGCUGGACAGUGUGCAAAAAAGUGGUGAGCUGUUUUAUUUGGAAUUGAGUGAAGAUGAAGAAGAAAGCAUUUUUCCUGAGACAUCGACUGUGAACCAUGUCAGAUUCAGUGAAAAUGAGAUUAUCAUUGAGGAAGAUAAUUACAAGGAAAGAAAAAAGUAUCAACCCAAACUCAAACAGUUUACUAAAAUUUUAAAAGGUAAAAGACUUUUACCCAAGUGCUACAAUAAAAAAAAUAGCAAUGAUAAUGGGCCGAUAUCCAUUCUAAAGCAUCAGUCCCAUCAGAAGGCAGGUAUCAUUGUCCAACAGAUGCAUAAAGAUGUGAAUAUUUAUGUAAAUCCCAAAAAAUUAACUGUCAGCAAAGCCAAAGAGCAGCUUAAACUUCUGGAAGUACUGUUUGGAAUUAUCCAUCAGAACAAGUGGAGUUGGAGAAGAAUUGGAAAACAGGGCAGUGGAGAGAGGCUUGUGGUCCACGGCCUGCUGCCUGGAGGGUCUGCUAUGAAGAGUGGCCAGGUGUUAAUUGGUGAUGUCCUUGUUGCUGUGAAUGAUGUUGCUGUGACCUCAGAAAACAUAGAGAGAGUUCUGUCUUGUAUUCCUGGACCCAUGCAGGUGAAACUGACAUUUGAAAAUGCAUAUGCUGUGAAAAAGGAAACUAUCCAACCAAGAAAGAAAAAGACACAGACAAACACAAGUGAUUUAGUGAAGCUCUUCUGGGGAGAGGAGGUUGACAGCAUCCAGAAUCCUCCACAUUCUCCACACAUCAUCAUGUAUCUCACACUGCAUCUUGACUCGGAAACCUCAAAGGAAGAGCAGGAAAUUCUGUAUCAUUAUCCAAAGUCUGAAGCAUCUCAGAAACUAAAAAAUGUGAGAGGGAUUUUUCUCACACUCUGUGACAUGCUGGAAAAUGUAACCGGGACACAAGUUACCAGUUCAUCCCUCCUUUUAAAUGGGAAGCAAAUUCAUAUAGCUUACUUGAAAGAGUUUGACAAGUUGUUGUUAAUUGGCCUACCUGCUGAAGAAGUUCCUCUUCCCCAACUAAGGAAUAUGAUAGAAGAUGUUUCCCAAACCUUAAAAUUUAUGUAUGCUUCUUUAGAUGGCGCCUUUUGCCAGGUUGAGAACAUACCUUGUUUGGAUCAUUUUUUCUACUUGUUCUUUCAAAGAGCACUUCAGCAGGCUAAGCUACAUUCCAGUGUCUAUCCCAGUGCUCAACAGUAUGAUGUUUCUAGUUCAGUACUUCUAGACAACCUCCCUGGAGUUCGGUGGCUCGUACUUCCACAGGAAAUCAAGAUGGAAUUAGACACAGCAUUAAGUGACCUGGAGGCUGCAGACUUUUCAGAACUGUCUGAAGAUUACUAUGACAUGAGACGGCUAUAUACAAUUUUGGGGUCUUCUCUAUUUUAUAAGGGUUAUUUGAUAUGCAGUCAUUUGCCUAAGGAUGAUCUUAUUGAUAUUUCUAUCUACUGUCGCCACUAUUAUCUACUGCCUUUAGCAGCAAGACAAAGAAUAGGUCAGUUGAUAAUAUGGAAAGAAGUAUUUCCUCGACAUCACCUCCAACAUGCCACAGACUCAAAUUUUGAAGUCUUUCAAGAACCUGAAGGGAGAUAUUUUUUACUAAUUGUUGGACUGAAACAUUAUAUGUUAUGUGUACUAUUAGAAGCUGGAGGCUGCUCAUCCAAAGCUAAUGGAAAUCCUGGUCCAGACUGUAUAUAUAUAGAUCAAGCCAAAACAACUCUUCAACAGCUGGAAGGAGUAGAUUCUUAUAUAAAUGAACAGCUUAUAUCUUCUUCAAACACCUGUUUGUCUUGUGCUGACUGGUUCCUUGCUGGACCACAUGAAAAAGUAGAUAGUUUGACUACUUCUCCUGUCCUCAGUAGGCUGCAAAGUACUUCUAAAACAGCAGCUUCUCCAACGUGCAGAAGAACACUUUUUGGUGACUCUUCCUUAAAGACACGGAAGCCCAGUCCUUCCCGAAGCAGUGGAGGAUCUGACCAUGGUUGUGAAGGUGAAGAAGGUGUUAGUACAAAUCUGCAUACUACACCAGAUGUGGUAUGGAAGCAAAGAGAAUCUCAGGGCUCUGGUGGUUCAGAAGAAAGUGGAGCCUUGCUUAAGAUCACUAAAAAGAAGUCUACUUUCCCAAAUCCAUUUCAUUUGGGAAACUUGAAAAAGGACCUUUCAGAAAAAGAAUUGGAAAUAUAUAGUACAAUGAAACUGACAUCUGGGCCUGAGAAUACUCUUUUCCACUACCUUGCCUUGGAAACAGUGCAAGGAAUUUUCAUCACUCCCACCCAUGAGGAAGUAGCUCAGCUAAGCGGCUCUGUCCACCCUCAGCUAAUAAAGAAUUUUCAUCACUGUUGUCUCUCUAUCCGUGCAGUUUUUCAACAGACACUGGUGAAAGAGAAAAAGAAGGCACUAAACGGUGAAGAUCAUUCACAUUCUACAGAUUCUACAGUAUCUUCUCUUAGCCCUGUGAAAGAAUAUGGUGUGUUGUUUGAAUGCUCUCCUGAAAAUUGGACUGAUCCGAAAAAAACACCACCAGUUAUGACUUACUGGGUAGUAGGGAGACUCUUUCUUCAUCCAAAACCUCAGGAACUUUAUGUCUGCUUUCAUGACUCAGUCACAGAAAUUGCCAUUGAAAUGGCUUUUAAAUUGUUCUUUGGCUUAACUUUGUAGUUCUGACAGUGCUGAAAGAUCAAAUUCAACAUGUAGCAAUAAGGUUUAGCUUCUUUUCACUUUCCAUAAUUGAAUGUAAUAAGUAUUGAAAUGAAAUGGUUUGUAUUUAGGCAUCAAACUUAUGUAGGACUAAAGGACUUCAGAGAAGUCUUUCAAAAUAUGAACAAGGGAUUAAUUUACUGACAUGUUGGUAUAUAAUGUUAAUUUACUCACUAAUUUGAAAUAAUAUGAAGUGUUUUCUAUUAAAUUAAUGUUGGACUUGUUUAUUUUGAAGAAAGACCUAACACUUUUUUUUUCUUUUGUCGGUCAUGGGGCUUGAACUCUGGG